This is a messenger RNA of Babesia ovata, 3300 nucleotides long. RefSeq names its product Indolepyruvate oxidoreductase subunit, putative. Lineage: Eukaryota; Apicomplexa; Aconoidasida; Piroplasmida; Babesiidae. The transcript is spliced from 4 exons. The record is from RefSeq and is a predicted model, not a curated record. Bases 1 to 3300 code for a protein of 1099 amino acids.
AUGGUUUUGCCUUGCGCAAGGCGACCGUGCUCAACGCUUCCUACAUCCUCUCGUCUGCUGUUUCUUGUAUUGCUCUGUACAUGCGUCAUAAAUGAAGUCGCACUUCCAGCGGUGGGAGCUCUUAGCAUCUCAACCACCAACGGUGCUCUAUUAGGAUCUGGGAAUGCUUUUGGAGGUCACCAUGGUUUCGCUGGUGGCAAGCCUGUCGGCGCUGCCCGGCAUCAGCAAAAUGCGAGAUUCGGAUAUCGCGCGGUGCCAGCAUACGCCACCCCAGCAGUGCCAGUAAGCGUUAGCAAGGUGAAAUGCGGGGAGAUAGUUGUCGGCGUGCCCGAGAGGCGCAACGAGGAUGGCACCGUCGAAGUCGACAUCGGGGCGGAGACGCCACUCGUCGUUGCCAGGGAGUCGCUAGUGUUUCUCAACGAUGAAGAACGGGGAAGAUUUGACAAAAUACUCGCGUCCUUCGGCCAACCGGAGUUUGUGCCGCAAAAGUCGGUGGAUGAACUUGUUGGGGAUACGCUGAUCCGCGCGAGGCAAAUGAACGUGCGCAAGCGCAUGACCCACAUGAGACCCCGACUUAUAUACCCCGACGACUGCAAGAAAGACACCACUGCCACGCAGAUAUUGAGUUACGACCUCGGUGUAGGAGGGGAAAUCAGGCCUAGGCAGCUCUCAACUCCGCGAAUUGCAGGACGGAAGCAGCCGCACUGCUGGUUCAGGGAGGACCAGAUGGAGUUCAUCGUCACCGACGUGGAUGUGUAUGGCAACAAACUUCUGGGAGAGGUGUGGUCGCCAAGCAUUGUUGAGACCAAACGGCAAGCUUACAUGGCCAUGGCAGUUGAGUCCGUCAAACCCACGUGCCCGAUCUCACCAUACAUGGCCGUCAUCAAGGAACGCGAAGGUGAUCUGUUGGUUCUUCAGCUUCUGGACGAGCAUCUGGAAGGCUUCAACGCAUAUUCUAUGGCUCUCCCGAAAGAUAAUCCAGGAGACCGCGUCAUGGUGUAUUUGGCCGCAGCCGACCCCGACCUGCAGCACGUUUACUUUACGAGGAGCGGGAUAGGUAACGAGCAACUGCGCGAAGAGAACCUCAAGGUGCUGUAUGACGAGAUGCUGAUGUAUUACGUGAAGACUGGAAGAUGGUUCCGCGCGCAAUACGAGGAGGACCACGGCGAAUCGAUACAGCUGCGAGUGGCGGGCAAGCCCAUGCCAGAAAGCAACUAUGCAGCGCACAUAUUCCUGAGCCAGAUGCCUUAUUUCAGCCCCGAAGGACUCCUGAACGAGACCUUCAAGCGCCUUAACAUGCCGAACGAGCACUUCUACUACCACGAUACCAUGAUCAACGUCGGUAAACUGAACUACGGGUUCAACUACGACAACUGCAUGUUUGUGCGCGUCCACGAGUACAAGUUGCCUCAAACAUAUCACGUGGAUGACAAAGUAAAGGUAUCCAGGUCCGUGCAGAGCAUCGAGCUUACGACGCUCAACGUCUGCAAGCCGCAGGGCCAACUCGAAAAGGGGUUUAAGAAACUGACCGAACAGAAAGUUGAGGACAUGAAGGAUCUGAAGAUGUACACUUCAUAUCCCUCACUAGUCCUUGGGCAGGAUGACGGAUACCUCUACCUGGCCAUAAACUACCUCCGGAAACCUGACUUCACACUAGCGGACGAUUACUUCGUGGGGAUCAUGAAACUGGUACCCAAGUCAAAGACUGCACCGCCGGGAUCGUUCAUUAAUGCGAGGGUUGCCGCGAUAUCGCAAAAUCAGGUUAAUAUGCGCUACAUGCAAACGAAAUCGGAAAUCGGCGGCCAUGACAGCUUCAAGUACACAGCGUUCACCCAUUGGCUAAACGAGGUAAACGAGGGCAAGCAGACUUUUGGUCUCAGCAGGUUUGAGCAGCAGAAGCGCCUGAACCUCAUCUGGAUGGACGGGCUCUGCAUCCCACCUCCAGGAUCGCCGCAAUACGACAAGUAUCUUGCCCUGCAGCCUGCAAUUACUGAAACCGCUUAUGUGCACGCCAUCGAUGAAUCUCUGUCGCCAAUGGGCGCCGAGAACGUCGUGGAUCAGACCAUUAACGGCAGGCAGAGGCCGUUGGCCCCAGCAUCGUUGACGACCUCGCUGUUGAGGGUUGCCAGGCAGUACCGUGAUGAAUCUGAAAAACGACGCCAUGUCCCUAUAGACAUGGCUAACUUCGGUAGCUAUACCAUAGAGUUCGAUGAACACCCAGAUUAUGCCAUCGCGCCACCCAGGUACUACCUCCACAACCGCGAAAUAAGGAUGGCACUAAUCGAAGAGCUGCUGAAUGGAAGAGAGUUGUGGAAGUUCAAGCGCACUUUGGACAUGGCAAGACUACGCACCGAGGGAGAAAUCAAGGCAUUCUUCUAUGACACCAGAGGGCGCUCCUUCUACAGACUACUGGAACGCAUGCGCGACCCUCUAGAAAGACGUAAGCUGAAGCCCAAGGAGCCCCUGUACUUCGAAAGGAGUAUCAAGAUACUCCUGUCGGGAAUACAGGACUUCUACCUCGAGGCCAUAUAUGACGCCACGGACCGCGAGAAACUUAUCUUCGCAUCGCUGGUCCCCAGGUCGGGAAAAAUUGGCGACUUCGUGCAGAUGGAUGAGCUCGAGCAAUACGAUCGAUACGUGCGAAACGAUUUCGUAAUGGACAAGGAGGCGCGGGAGGCCUUGCAAAGGGUGCUGCGAAUCCUGUCACAUCCCAACAACUCCCUGAUGUCGCACAUGCGACAUCGCCAUCGCACAAUUCCCGACGAUCUCUUCUACGCGUACAGAAAGACAUUGCAUUACGAGACGUGGGUGGACUACAAAAUGCCGGAGGAGGAGCUCCGUGAAGAGCACCUUGCGUCCAAGGGCAAGCCACUAUUGCCACCCGUUUCAGAACUUGUCAAGGAGCCGGAUAAAUUCCCGAUGUACCUCGAAAAGCGAGGCUUGACUCAGAUCAAGGGACUAUACACCGAACUCAUGAGGAUGUCGAGGGCUCCGAAAGCAGAGCAGUUCGAGAUGUCCCUGGUGAGGCUGAAAAGCGGAGCUGGCAGCCGUGCGGACGACGACAUAGAGCCAGAAGACGUAGAUUUUUUGAUGGAAGAUGAGGUUGUGGAGCAGAAGCAGGAAGACAGCAGUGCUGAGGAAACCCCUGAAAGGCCGAGGCCAAAGGUCCGCAUCACCUCGAAGGAGUGGCGGAACCUGAACAAGGUGAACUACGGCUUCAACAAGGAGGAGCUGAAGCAGUUCAUCAAAGACAUCAAGGAGUUCAAACCGGUACACGGGUUGCGUCUCCCCAUGCUGUGA